AUGGCAUAAGCUUAAAAUUAAAGUUAGAAAAAGGUGAAACCUAUCAGCAAUACUAGUUAUGUUAUUGAUUUCAGAGAAAAUCCUAUUGCUAAGGGUUCUUUUGGAUAGAUUAGGAGGGUUUAUGACUUAGAAAAUACUUAAAAAAAGCUUUGCUGCAAAAUAAUAUCUAUUAAAGAUUUUAAAAAUUUACAAUCAGCAUUAAAUGAACUGAGAAUAAUAGAGCAACUACCUUAAAACAAAAACUUGGUAAGUUUUGAAAAAAUAAAAUUUAACACAUAAGAAGAUAUGUAUUUUAUUAUGGAGUACUGCGAAGGAGGAAAUCUUUAAGAUUAUAUUUAUAAUAAUGACUAUCUCAGUGAAAUAGAGAUACAAGAUUUUUUAUAUCAAUUUGUUUCAGGUUACGCAGAUUUACACAGUCAUAACAUUUUGCAUAGAGAUUUAAAGCCUGAAAAUAUUUUAAUUCAUAAAAAGUAAUACAAAAUUGCUGAUUUUGGUCUCAGCACAAUUUUAGAGUUUAAAAACUAAAAAGUUGAGGGCCUAGGUAAUUUAUUAACUAGAGCGCCAGAGCUUUAUCCUAUGCAUUUGAGAGACUAGAUGUUUAAAGAUAAUAAGGAUUAUUCAAAGAUUGAUAUGUUUAGUUUAGGAGUAAUUCUUUACAAUUUAGCAUAUAAAGAAGAUAGCCAUCCUUAUGUUGGAACUAUUAGAUCACUCUUUGGCAAUAAUUUUUAAGGUGAUCAAAGUAUACACUUCUGUAAAUCUGUAAAUGCAUCGAAGCAAAUAGUAUUUCCUCCUUUUCCACCUCGCUCAGAAUAAUUAUAAAAUAUAAUCAAAAAAUUAUGCCAAAAAGAUGUUAACCAAAGAAUGAGCUUUGAUGAACUAAUAUAAUGCGACUAUAUUUUUGAUAUCAAGCCAGUACAAGAGAAUGAAUCUCAGUUAAAUAUCUUUGACUCAAAAAUUUAAAGUGAGAGUGACUCCAUUUUAAAGCUUACUUAAAGAUAAAGUUAUCGACAAACAAUUUAUCCAUAACCAGAAAUUCGUCUUAUUUCUCAAUUUUUUUAUGAAAUGGAUUUAUAAAAUAAUUUAAAUUAAUCAGAUAUCUAAAACAGUUCAAAAAGUAAAAUCUUAUUCGAUGAAAACGAUGAUUUAAAUUAAACCUCAAUAAAGAUUAUGAGUGAAAUAGAAGAAUAAGAACUACAAAAACAAUUAGAUUAAAUAGAAGAAGAAAAUAGGAGAAAUGAUAAAUAAAAUGAAGAAACCUUUGCAAUUUUUGAUAAGUGUUUAUAUUUAAGACAGAUUGUUUUUUUUUUUGAUAAAGUUUAGCUGCACUUAGACGCAUUUAUUAAGAUGCUUGAAAAAAAAAUCAAACCUCUUAAAAAAAUAUAAAAUAUUGACCUUUAUAUAAAAAUAUUCUAAGACCUGAGGAUUACAUGUGCUCUUGAAUCAAAUAAUAGAAACGAAACUAUUUAUAUGUAGUUAGAAAACUACUAUCCAAAAAGUAGUAUUUAUAAUUUCAAAUUAACUCCAGAAUGUGUAAAAUUCGAAUAGCUAAGAUGCCAAGAUGAAUAUUAAUUAAUCACAAUUAUAAAAUAAAUACAAUAAUAGAAUCAAUAAAAUAUAAAAUUAACUGAAAAUUUAACUUUAAAGGCUUUUUAUACAUUCUAAGAAAUAUUUGAACUGUUUGAAAACUUGGAUGAAUAGCAAUAUAAAUUUGAAAAAAAGCAAACACUCAUUAAUUAUUGGUAUAUCUAUCAGAUAAACCGAUUUUUAAAUUGUCUCUCUUUUUUUUGCAACUCUCCUUCUUUUGAAAAAAAUACAAAUAAAUUCCAUUAGUACUAUGAAUUAAUUGAUCACUAUUUAACUAUAGAUGAAUUAAGAUAUAAAAUAUUAGAAGCUGUCUAGUUAUUCAAUAUCCAUUGCAUAAUAAACAUAGAUUGA
Molecule: messenger RNA, 1935 nt
Organism: Tetrahymena thermophila SB210
Lineage: Eukaryota; Ciliophora; Oligohymenophorea; Hymenostomatida; Tetrahymenidae
Product: Serine/Threonine kinase domain protein
Exons: 3
Biological process (GO): peptidyl-serine phosphorylation; protein autophosphorylation; autophagosome organization
Cellular component (GO): autophagosome; cytoplasm
Molecular function (GO): ATP binding; protein serine/threonine kinase activity
Source: RefSeq, a predicted model, not a curated record